Penicillium bovifimosum is the source of this 927-nucleotide messenger RNA. RefSeq names its product acetate uptake transporter family protein. Lineage: Eukaryota; Fungi; Ascomycota; Eurotiomycetes; Eurotiales; Aspergillaceae. Gene Ontology annotation, molecular function: acetate transmembrane transporter activity. Gene Ontology annotation, cellular component: plasma membrane. The record is from RefSeq and is a predicted model, not a curated record. The coding region runs from base 1 to 927 and encodes 308 amino acids. The transcript is spliced from 2 exons.
AUGACUGCCUACGAAAACGAAGGAAUCAGUGUCAAAGACACCCAAAACUCCUCCACCUCAACCGAGGACUACGAUAAUGGCCACUUCGGCCCCUUAGCACACGUCAACACGGCAUCAAGCCGCUACCCUGCCUUCGGCGGUGAUUUGCAACCGGGUCUAUACAAACUGCCCAAGGAUCGCAAGCUCGCCAAUCCCGCCCCAUUGGGUCUCUGCGCUUUCGCUCUCACUACUUUUGUUCUGGGCUGUCUCAACAUGGGCGUUAGAGGUAUCACCGAGCCAAACAUAGUCGUCGCGCCUGCCUUGGCUUACGGCGGUCUUGUGCAGCUCCUAGCUGGCAUGUGGGAAAUGGCCGUCGGAAACACCUUCGGUGCAACCGUCCUCUCGUCGUAUGGCGGUUUCUGGAUGUCACUGGCCAUCACCUUCAUUCCCGGCGGGUUCAAUAUCAUGGGUGCUCUCGAAAAAGCCGAUGGCGGGUCUCCAACUAUGUUCUACAAUUCCUUCGCGCUGUAUCUAUUCGUAUGUUUACUUCCCUUACUUCCAUUCCCCUUUGACAAAUCACAAAUCCCAGCCACAUCCCUACAGAAAACAGAUGCUAAUGUUUCUCAGGGCUGGUUCAUCUUCACAACAAUCGUCACAUCCCUCACCCUCAAAUCAACCGUAGCCUUCUUCUCCCUCUUCUUCUUUGUCGAUAUCGCCCUUCUCCUGCUGGCCCUCGGGUACUAUUUCAACGAGGGCGGAAUGCCGAAUCACAACUUGAUCAAGGCUGGCGGUCUUUUUGCGCUUCUGGGCGCCUUCUUGGCUUGGUAUAAUGCUUUCGCCGGUAUGGCGGAUGAUAGUAAUAGCUUCUGGUUGCCGCCUGUUAUUCACUUCCCUUGGUCGGAGAAGGCGCGUGCUGCUAGACGGGAUUCUGCUGGGGACUCUGUUUAA